CAGCUCCAAUCUAGAGGUGGUUUAGGGGUGCCCAAGUUAACCACGUAUUAUGAAGCUGCCAUUCUAGACUCCGCUAUUCGAUAUCAUGCUCCGAAACACACGUUCCAAUGGGCUGAUAUGGAAUCCGAUAGAUCCAAACCGCACUCCCUACUCCACGCCAUGUGGUCCCCUAAGAUCCAUCGACCACCGAAAUUGUCACUAUACCCCACCUCUGCAUUGAUGCUUAAAUACUGGGACAGGCUAAUGGCUACUAUAACCGAAAAAGGGAAAUUCUGCCUACAGGCCCCGAUUGAAGCUUUGACCAGACUGACACCUUGGUUGUCCUUAAAGACCUGGACCAAGUAUGGAGUGAAACUUAUCCAAGACAUAUGCACACAAAAAGGAAUCAAGCCAUUCCCAGCCCUGCAAACACAAUAUAACAUACCUAACUCUUGUAUCUUUCAAUACCUACAG
Molecule: messenger RNA, 453 nt
Organism: Pelobates cultripes (western spadefoot toad)
Lineage: Eukaryota; Metazoa; Chordata; Amphibia; Anura; Pelobatidae
Source: the annotation of a GenBank genome assembly